AUGGUAAAGCUGCGCCAGAAACUCUCCGUGGUCAACAACCAACGGAGCAAGCCUACCCCAAGGCUCAAUCUGGAUCGGCUGAAACGUGCUGAUGUGGCGGAGGGGUAUGCGGCAGCGCUCGGAGAAGCGCUUACGGACGACAACACCGCAAUGCUCCUCGGAGACCACUGGCACGGAAAUCUCCUGACAGACGAGCGAAAGGUGAUCGAACGGUGGAAGUGCUACUUCGAAGUGUACCUGAAGGGAGCAGAGACAGGAGAGGUUGGUACAAGUAGCAGAACAAGCCAACAGCAGCAACAACACAGCAACAACAUCAGUGACAGCAAUAGUGCAGGAGACGAAGUGCCUCCGCCAUCUCUGGAUGAGAUUGCCAACGCCAUCGAGCAGGUUAAAAGCAACAAGGUUGCUGUUAGUGAUGGGCUGGCGGCCGAGCUCUUCAAGAUGGGGCCCGAGAGGCUUACCGUCGAAAUGCACCAGCUGAUCACGAGAAUCUGGGAACAGGAAGAAUUACCGGAACAGUGGAAGCUGGGCGUCAUUCACCCAAUCUACAAAAAGGGCGACAAAUUGGAAUGCUCGAGCUAUCGUGCUAUUUCAGUCCUCAAUACCGCCUAUAAGAUCCUGUCCCAGAUCUUGUUCUGCAGACUUGCCCCCUUUGCUAUGGAUUUCGUCGGAAGCUACAAAGCUGGGUUUGUUGGCGGUAAAUCCACCACCGACCAAAUCUUUACUCUUCGGCGGAUCCUCCAGAAGUGCCGAGAGCGCCAGAUCCCUACGCACCACCUCUUCAUCGACUUCAAAGCGGCCUACGAUACCAUAGAUAGGAAUGAGCUAUGGAACAUCAUGUAG
Anopheles stephensi (Asian malaria mosquito) is the source of this 843-nucleotide messenger RNA. RefSeq lists its product as uncharacterized. The record is from RefSeq and is a predicted model, not a curated record. Bases 1 to 843 code for a protein of 280 amino acids. The transcript is spliced from 2 exons. NCBI's taxonomy places the organism in Eukaryota, Metazoa, Arthropoda, Insecta, Diptera, Culicidae.